Messenger RNA from Onychomys torridus (southern grasshopper mouse), 663 nucleotides. RefSeq names its product C-C motif chemokine 2-like. Gene Ontology annotation, cellular component: extracellular region. The record is from RefSeq and is a predicted model, not a curated record. Lineage: Eukaryota; Metazoa; Chordata; Mammalia; Rodentia; Cricetidae. Gene Ontology annotation, molecular function: chemokine activity; CCR chemokine receptor binding. Gene Ontology annotation, biological process: monocyte chemotaxis; inflammatory response; immune response. Bases 43 to 495 code for a protein of 150 amino acids. The transcript is spliced from 3 exons.
CCUGCCAAUUAAUUCUCUCUGAAGCCAGCUCUCUCCUCCACCAUGCAGGUCUCUGCAACAUCACUUCUGUGCCUGCUGCUCACAGUUGCUGCCUGUAGCAUCCAUGUACUGGCUCAGCCAGAUGCAGUUAAUGCCCCACUCACCUGCUGCUACUCGUUCACCAGCAAGAAGAUCCCAGAGAAAAGGCUGGAGAGCUACAAGAGAAUCACCAACAGCAAGUGUCCCAGAGAAGCUGUGAUUUUCAUCACCAAGCUCAAGAGAGAGAUCUGUGCUGACCCCAAGCAGGAGUGGGUCCAGACGUACACGAGAAAAAUGGACCAGAACCAAGCGAGACCAGAAAGUACAACCAUAUCUAAAAUUGCAUCUACUGUGAGAUCUUUAGCACCUUCGAAUGCUAACUUGACCCACCGACCUACAGUUAAUGCAUCUAUUGCGACCUUUCCCACAGCACGCUCCAGAACUUCUGAAAGAGUGACCAGCAUGACAGUGAACUAGUGUGACUUGGAAUGUGAUGCCUUAAAUAAUGUUAGACAUAUUUAACUUAUUGAUGUUUUGAUAUCCCCUUCCCUGAAUACUAGGAUUUCUCAUGCAAGAUGUGGUUCCAUUGUUUUCCUUCUGUGAACCUCAGUGCUAUACCUUAAAUAUUAUGAGAGAUGUAUUUUG